Chaetomium fimeti is the source of this 1710-nucleotide messenger RNA. RefSeq names its product protein-tyrosine phosphatase-like protein. Lineage: Eukaryota; Fungi; Ascomycota; Sordariomycetes; Sordariales; Chaetomiaceae. Gene Ontology annotation, molecular function: protein tyrosine/serine/threonine phosphatase activity; mRNA guanylyltransferase activity. The record is from RefSeq and is a predicted model, not a curated record. Bases 1 to 1710 code for a protein of 569 amino acids. The transcript is spliced from 2 exons. Gene Ontology annotation, biological process: dephosphorylation; 7-methylguanosine mRNA capping.
AUGGCCUCCUCUCAAUACGAUGCCAAAGCCACGGACCCUCCCCUCAUCCAGAGGUGUUCCAAUAUAAAGACUUAUACAACAUCCCGGGCCACGUACCCCGAACUCCGCGUCUUCUUUCGGAAACAUCAGCACGCCGAUAACCUUCCCACCUCCCCCGCGCCAGUACCCCUUUUAGUUUUCGUCCAUGGAUUAGGUGGCUCUGUCGCCCAAUUUAGUCCCUUGCUCACCAGUCUCACUCCGAUUGCCUCAUGUCUAGCCGUCGAUCUCCCAGGGUGCGGUGUCUCUGGAUUCGAGCCCCGGAAGUGGGACGCCUACUCUACGGAUGCCAUCAUUGAGCUGCUGGAGGCGGUAGUCGAAGACCAUCGCGAUGUGGCAGCCGGGCAAGGGGUGGUUCUAAUUGGUCAUAGUAUGGGCUCCUCACUCGCUGCUCUGCUCGCCAACCCACGGGACCCGAAAACAUCACUUCACAACUAUAUUCUCGGCCUGGUCGCCAUAUGCCCCACUGCAGGGCAGUUUACUCCAGAGAAGGUCCGCAUGUUGCGGGCAGGACUCUGUAUCCCCGAGUUCAUUUUCAACAUGUGGAGAGCUUGGGACCGGCGCGGGGGUCUCGAGAGUCCAAGUGUGCACCGGUUCGUCGGGGCAGGUGCCGAUGCCGAGACGAAACGGCUGCAGUACAUGUACAAUUUCCAGAGCAAGACACCGGUCUGGCGGCGAAUGGCAUGGGGCGCGCUCCCCAAGUAUUCGAACGGUGCACCCUCGAACGGGAUAGCGGCGUUGGACGUCUGGGCAGGACUGGACAUCCCCGUGUUCCUAGUCGGUGGGACGGAUGAUCAAGUUGUGUCCCACGGAGAGGUCGACAAGAUUGUCUCUGUCCUCGCAGGGGAUAGAUCCGAGAAUGGUUCGGAGGCAAACGACGAUGGUGGAAAGAGCAGUAGUGACGAAAGCACCCCCUCAAACGGCGCGGCAGGACUUCCACAUCUGCCUCAGCAUCCGAAGAAAGUCGUGGUUAGCACCAAGCUUCCCAGCCCAGCGGGGCAUGGCUUGCUAUACGCACCAGCGACAGUACCCAUUCUCGCCGGCCUCAUUUCGGAUUUUCUCUCGACCCACGUCACCGGACGCCUUUCCCUCGGGUGGCAGCUACAGUAUCUUUGCAGAGACGGGAAGUGGGACGUCAAAAACCUCGAAAAGUGGCGCAAUGUUGCCCCGGUGUCUGGUCCGAUCGGCGGGGUGUUCCGGGCUAUAAAGACGCUCCGGGAAGUCGACGAGGAGCACUGCCCCAAGGUGUUUGUGGAGAAAUGGGGAAAGGUCAUCAAGGACGUGAUCGACAUCUCGCACGACAACCCCGUCUACAACCCGGACGGUCUCGAACAGGGCGGCGUCCACUACCACAAGUAUGGCACGUUGUCCAAGGUGCCGCCCAACGAGACGGAAAUCCGCGGGUUUGUCGAACUUGUCGACAAGAUCCGGGCCGAGCAGAAGAAGAAGGCCAGACUGGAGGGGUGGGACGAAGGCUAUGCCAUUGGCGUGCAUUGCCACUACGGAUUCAAUCGGACAGGGUUUCUCGUGGCAUGCUACCUCGUCGAGCGGUGCGGGUUCACUGCGAAGGAGGCCAUCGAAGCGUUUGCCAAGGCCAGGCCCAAUGGGAUCAGGCAUGAGCAUUUCAGGGACCGGCUGUACGUGCGGUACUCGGGGGUCAAGAGUGACGCAUGA